AAGUUAAAAAGUGAAAAUAGCAUUUUCCGAUUGGCAAAGCUUAUACAGGGUGGUGGGGAAUCCGUUGUUCCCGAAUAAAUUUUUGGCUCAUCGGCAUUCAAUUGUUCGGCAGUGGACUAAGUGGUGCAAUUACAAAAGGUUCUUCUUUUACUAAUAUAUCAUGGAUGACGAGCCAGAUUGGUUUGGAGGAGCUGAGGAGGAACCCGCACCGGCUCCAGCACCUCUGAAAGGAAAAAAAAAGAAAAGCGAUAAAAAGGAUGAUGCUGGAAAAAAAGAAGAAGAAGCACCACCAGCCGCGACGCCUGAAGCGGCACCCGCUGAAGGAGCUCCUGCUGAGGAGGCAGCUGAAGCUGCCGAUGAAUAUUUGGAUCCUGACAAGUUGCUAUUAUUUAAACACUGGAUAAGGCCUAAAUUCUUGCCCUACAAAUACCUCACCGACUACAGACACAACUACUAUGAUGACGUCAUAGAUUUCCUGGAUAAAAGGAACAAGGGUAUCUCCAGAGAUAUUCCAGUGGCGCAGACGUGGGCAGAGAGGGCGCUACGGACGUACACGAAAAACUCAAACCGAGAUGAAAUAUCGAGGAUCAUACGCCAAGACAAACAGCUGGUGGAGGAAACGAAGUUCAGCGGAAAGUUCCAGUUGCACCAUGGAAAGACUUACAUCAACAGGAAGUUCUAUAGUUUAAUUUAUUAAAUAUUUUUAUUUUGGGGUUAUUUAAAUGUUUUUGAGGGGUUUUCGAAGGUUUAGGGUUUAGCUGAGGUAAAAGUUGUAUUGAGUUAAUUAAAAAAAGACGUUGUUAACGAUAAAAGACAUAUUGAGUGAUGUUUGUUGAGUUUUGAGUUGAAAAUGUUCUUAAUAAAACUUAUAUUAAGUUA
Anthonomus grandis grandis is the source of this 879-nucleotide messenger RNA. Its product is annotated as flightin. The coding region runs from base 161 to 697 and encodes 178 amino acids. The transcript is spliced from 3 exons. The record is from RefSeq and is a predicted model, not a curated record. Lineage: Eukaryota; Metazoa; Arthropoda; Insecta; Coleoptera; Curculionidae.